AUGACUCUCAGCCGUCCUCUAUACCUCCUCAUCAUCAUCGCAACAUCCUCAUUGCUGAUCGCCACUCUACAAGGCUGUGGGUCUCACGAUGACUCUUGCGAGAUCCUCCUUUCCAACGACCGAGGCAUCCGCUUCAAACGGAGCGAUGGUGCGGCACCAUCUGAGGGCACCAUUGGUGCCCUCAGAUUCUUCGAGUAUCGUUGCAGUGCCAGCAGUGAGUGGAAACGAUUCACAGGCCAUGACGUCCCCGAUUACGGGCAGAAAUGCUCUGCUUUAGAGGAGAAGAAAACGAUUCUCGACAUCACAGUCACCGGUCUGUGCAGCGUCCCAGCAAUCCCAUCCAACCUCCGCAUGGGUAUCGCCACACCUCCAAGGCAGAGACACGACCGAAUGAAAUUACGGGCCGAAUAA
Messenger RNA from Perkinsus marinus ATCC 50983, 411 nucleotides. RefSeq lists its product as hypothetical. The record is from RefSeq and is a predicted model, not a curated record. Bases 1 to 411 code for a protein of 136 amino acids. The transcript is spliced from 2 exons. Lineage: Eukaryota; Perkinsozoa; Perkinsida; Perkinsidae.